Molecule: messenger RNA, 828 nt
Organism: Acyrthosiphon pisum (pea aphid)
Lineage: Eukaryota; Metazoa; Arthropoda; Insecta; Hemiptera; Aphididae
Product: protein ALP1-like
Exons: 1
Coding region: 1-828 (275 amino acids)
Source: RefSeq, a predicted model, not a curated record
AUGUCACAUUUACAGUUACCAAAAAAUCCUGAAGAAUGGCUGAAGGUUGCAGAAGACUAUGAUGAGAAAUGGAACUUCCCACAUUGCGUAGGAGCAAUCGACGGGAAACAUAUAGUCAUUCAAUGCCCGAUAAAUAGUGGAUCAGAGUUCUUUAAUUAUAAGGAAACUUUUAGCAUUGUGUUAAUGGCGUUAGUUGAUGCCAACUACAUGUUCACCUAUGUAGAUAUCGGUUGUCAGGGUAGGAUAAGUGAUGGUGGUGUAUUUAAAAAUACAUCACUAUGGGCCACAUUAGAAAAAAAUCAACUUAUGCUGCCAUUAGAUACACCACUUUCAACCAAAAAUGAGUUAGUGCCCUAUGUAUUCGUAGGAGAUAAUGCAUUUGCAUUGGGAACUCAUAUGAUGAAGCCAUACUCUGGAGUUUUUGAAAAGGGUAACAAAAAACGUGUAUACAACUAUCGGCUGUCAAGAGCACGUCGUGUAGUGGAGAAUGUAUUUGGCAUUUUAUCCUCAGUGUUUAGAGUAUUCAGAAAACUGAUUUUACUGAGUGAACAAAAGGUUUCUCAAAUAACUAUGGCAUGUGUACUACUGCAUAACUACUUAAGAAGUAAAACGUCAAGUGGAAUAUAUUCUCCACCAGGAGUAUUCGAUGAUGAAAAAGAAAGCGAACUUCAGCCAGGAUCCUGGAGAGAAGACCAAGGCAGUAUGACCUCAUUUAUGCCAGUGCAACGGGUGCCAAGAAGAUCAGGAUUAGAACCAUUAAGAAUUAGAGAUUUAUAUGCUGAUUAUUUUGUAUCCAACGGUGCAGUAACUUGGCAGAACGACAAAUGA